AAAAAAAAAAAAAAAAAAAAAAAAACAAGGGUGCGCCCAGAUUGCACCCUUCUGGCAUUUUAACAAUUCGAUUUAACUCAAUUACUGCCAAACUAUAAAAGGGCUCAAUCACACACGUUAAGGGAGAGUUCGAGGUUUAAAUUGUGACGGAGAGAUCUUAAAAAAAAAAAAAAAGUUAGUUUUCCUUUUCCCGGCUUCACUCCCGCCUCCCGCAGCUCAGUGUGUCCCUUUGGCAGCUCACGAAGUUGGUGGCUACCAGAAUCGUGUUUAGUCAUUUGAAAGUGGACUUUAGCGGCAGAAGAACGAUACAGACCACAGCGUGCGGCAGAAGUUGUGAAAGCGUAUCUGAUUUGUAAUCUCAGUCCUGGGGUUGCUUUGUACCGUUUGGAAAACUACAAAAAAAUAAAAAAAUAAAAAUAAAUCACAAUUGUGGAUUCAGUUAUUGCUUAACCUACCUACUGAGGGAGUAACACAUUUUGGAAACAGUGGUAUGGUUAUAUUUUCCACCCAAGUUUUCCACGGUGCUGGAGUAUUCAAAGGCAAUGUUGUAUACAUCUCUGAACAACAUCCUGGAGAAAUGAUUGGAGAUUCACAAUUGCACAAGCGCUGAAGCCGUACCAGUGCUAACAAGCCGUGGUAAAUUAUUAUCAACAGAAGGAGGAAUAAAUCGAAAAGGGGUUACUAUUGUUUAGUAGCUUGUCUGGCUAACGUUGCUGUUGGAUUUAUCAUGAUUGUAAUGAAUAUUUUCGGAAUCUUUCUCCUGUUAGAUGACAUUGUACAUUCCCUGGCCAGUUCGUCUGUCCUUUCUAGCACCGGGACCCAUGGAUGGAGAACUCCGGUGGACUGUGUCAAAGCAAACGAGCAGUGCGCUGUGGAUUCACUAUGUAGCUCCCGCUACCGGACCCUGCGCCAGUGCUUGGCUGGCCGAGACAGGAAUACCAUGCUUGCAAACAAAGAGUGCCAGGCUGCGUUGGAGGUGCUGCAGGAGAGCCCUCUGUACGACUGUCGCUGCAAACGAGGCAUGAAGAGGGAGCUGCAGUGCCUGCAGAUUUAUUGGAGCAUUCACCUUGGCUUAACUGAAGGAGAAGAGUUUUAUGAAACUUCACCUUACGAACCUGCGAGUUUCCGCCUUACCGAUAUAUUCAGACUUGCUUCAAUCUCCUCAGGAAUGGACCCUACUGCCGCAAAAGGAAACCACUGUACAGAUACUGGGAAACCUUGUAACGCGUGUUUGGAUGCUGCAAAAGCCUGCAAUUUAAACAAUGAUUGUAAAAAGCUGCGAAGCACCUACAUCUCCACCUGCAUGAAGACCAUCUCUCCGGCAGAACCCUGCAGCCGUCGAAAAUGCCACAAAGCCCUAAGGCAGUUUUUUGAUCGUGUGUCGACCGAGUACAGCUAUCGGCUGCUUUUCUGCUCGUGCCAGGAACACGCGUGUGCCGAGAGACGAAGGCAGACGAUCGUUCCCUCCUGCUCCUACGAGGAGAAAGUAAAACCCAACUGCCUGGAUCUGAGAAACUUGUGCAGGACUGAUCAUCUAUGCAGGUCAAGACUCGCAGAUUUUCAUAUGAACUGUCAAACAUCAUUAUAUUCAGUUACCAGCUGUCCCAAUGACAACUACCAGGCAUGUCUGGCUUCCUAUUCUGGACUGAUUGGGUUUGAUUUGACCCCAAACUACGUCGACUCCAGCAGCACUAACAUUACCGUGUCCCCCUGGUGCUCUUGCAAAGGAAGUGGGAACAGGGAAGAAGAGUGUGAAAAAUUCUUGCGGGACUUCCGGGACAACAGCUGUCUCAAAAAUGCAAUUCAGGCUUUUGGAAAUGGAACAGAUACAAAUCUAGUACCUAAAACCCCCUCCAGUUCUGUAACUCAGUCAAUUAAGACAACAGUCACCGAAGCCAUACCUAAGCCAUCUGUCAUCCCCAUCGAUAUUAAACCAGGAGAUGAUGCCUGUGUCUUCCCAACAUGUGCCAACAUUCAGGAAAGUGGACCAAAGUGUAACCUCGCCAAAGAUCAAACGUUCUGCCUACCUGAAGUUAGUCCCUCAAACCCAAAUACUCCUGCUGAACCGGAAAGCUUUCCGAAGACAGGAGAUAUGAACGACAGAUCAGUUGCCGUCAACUUCUACGGCAAUGCAGUGUUUGUGCUGCUUUCCUGCUUGACGGUGAAAUUGGCUUUCUAAAAAGUUGAGAAGAAAAACAACAUCUAACAAACAAGCAACCAACAAGAAACUACUUUCUCUCAUGUUUUCGUUUAGAAACUGAGAUUCCUUGAAGACAUAUCAAAGGCUGCAGACCACAUUGUUAGGAAGAGAAGGUUGGUUCUAGUUUAAGAUAGCACUAGAUUCCAAAGUCAAAUAGACUCCAAACUGUGCAAACCACUUGGGCUUUUCUCUUCCUAGAAGCUCAGUAGAUCGAUUGUUAACUUGAAUGGUAAAGCAGGAUGUUUUUUUGUUUCCUUCUCAAGUGCAAUGCUCGUGGAACACUGACUGAAAGACUUUGCUUCUUUGUGGAAGAUUGUUUCAUUUUCCUCAACCCCUUCUACCCACAUCAGAGGAGAGACUCAUCUGUGUGUAGCAGUUUCAGUAUUCCCCUAGGUUUAUUUUAUUUAACACUAAAGUCACCUACCCUCCCUGCCUCCUACCCCAACAGGCCCCGUGCUUGCUUUUUUUUUAAUUUUUUUUU
This is a messenger RNA of Polyodon spathula (Mississippi paddlefish), 2681 nucleotides long. RefSeq names its product GDNF family receptor alpha-2-like. The coding region runs from base 728 to 2179 and encodes 483 amino acids. Gene Ontology annotation, cellular component: external side of plasma membrane; signaling receptor complex. The transcript is spliced from 9 exons. Gene Ontology annotation, molecular function: signaling receptor activity. Gene Ontology annotation, biological process: nervous system development. Lineage: Eukaryota; Metazoa; Chordata; Actinopteri; Acipenseriformes; Polyodontidae. The record is from RefSeq and is a predicted model, not a curated record.